GUUUGUAUUUACUUACUGAUUAAGAAAAAACCCAAAACUAUUUUUAAUGAUGAAUACCUUUGGGAUGUUGAUUGCCUUUGUUUUUGUGCUGAUUGGACUUGCAUCAGCUUUACCAAAUGACCUGGCUUUUGCCUUAGAGAAGAAGCCCGACACCACUCUGCCCCAGAACACCAUGAUGGGACAGAGCCUGAAAGAUCUCGGCAUCGAAGUGUGCCCGGACAACCUACACCUGUGCCCUGGAACAGCCGAGUGUUGCCAGAAGGGAGAUGGCAAGUGGGACUGUUGCCAGAAGACUGCAGUGCCCGUUUCAGGUGAAUGCUGCCACCAGCUGGGAUUUAUCUGGACUUGCUGCACGCCCCUCGUGCCCAAGUGCAAGUGGUGGGGAUGCUGGUGGACAUAAGCUCACAGCAUCACGGAAUUUAAGAAGAAAUCAUAUUUUAAUUGUUAAUAUUUUCUUUAUAAUGAUUUUUAGUGAGACAAGAAGGUUAAGAUUUUAUUAAUAAUUAACAACAACAAAAAAAGAAUCUGUAUAAUAAAUGUUUGAUUGAAAUGUUAAUGAAUAUAAUGAAUAUUA
Molecule: messenger RNA, 574 nt
Organism: Argiope bruennichi
Lineage: Eukaryota; Metazoa; Arthropoda; Arachnida; Araneae; Araneidae
Exons: 4
Coding region: 47-400 (117 amino acids)
Source: RefSeq, a predicted model, not a curated record